This is a messenger RNA of Cololabis saira (Pacific saury), 1716 nucleotides long. Its product is annotated as homeobox protein six1b. Gene Ontology annotation, molecular function: DNA-binding transcription factor activity, RNA polymerase II-specific; RNA polymerase II cis-regulatory region sequence-specific DNA binding. Gene Ontology annotation, biological process: regulation of transcription by RNA polymerase II. The transcript is spliced from 2 exons. Lineage: Eukaryota; Metazoa; Chordata; Actinopteri; Beloniformes; Belonidae. The coding region runs from base 303 to 1157 and encodes 284 amino acids. The record is from RefSeq and is a predicted model, not a curated record. Gene Ontology annotation, cellular component: nucleus; transcription regulator complex.
UGCAAACUCAGUCCUGCUCUGCUGUACAGGGUGCAGGGCAGAAGGGAGAGCCAAUCACCGAAACGCACAGGCUCCCUUUAAGCCUGACAUAUCUCCAACAGGAACAAAUUGUCCCAACAAUCAACAUCCCAAUCUGCUGCGCGCAUCAGGGGUUGGAGAGGAGUGGAUAGCCUACAGGCCCGCACCGCGCGGAAAGGAUUGCACUGCGACAAAAAACAGCGAUAACACCAUUAUAAACACAAUAAAGCACUGCAGCCGCUUUGGAUAUCACGCGUUUGGGCGGAGGGGUGAGCUCGGACAACAUGUCAAUAUUACCGUCCUUCGGGUUCACGCAGGAGCAAGUGGCGUGCGUCUGCGAGGUGCUGCAGCAGGGAGGAAACCUGGAGAGACUCGGCCGCUUCCUCUGGUCCCUGCCCGCCUGCGACCACCUCCACAAGAACGAGAGCGUCCUCAAAGCCAAGGCGGUGGUGGCUUUUCACCGGGGGAACUUCCGAGAGCUUUACAAGAUCCUGGAGAGCCACCAGUUUUCCCCGCACAACCACCCGAAGCUGCAGCAGCUGUGGCUGAAGGCGCACUACGUGGAGGCGGAGAAGCUGCGCGGCCGGCCGCUCGGAGCCGUGGGGAAGUACCGGGUGCGGAGGAAAUUCCCGCUGCCGCGCACGAUAUGGGACGGCGAGGAGACCAGCUACUGCUUCAAAGAGAAGUCCAGGGGAGUCCUGAGAGAGUGGUACACGCACAACCCGUACCCGUCCCCGCGGGAGAAGAGGGAGCUGGCCGAGGCCACGGGACUGACCACCACGCAGGUCAGCAACUGGUUCAAAAACAGACGGCAGAGGGACAGAGCUGCAGAGGCGAAGGAGAGGGAGAACAGUGAAAACAACAACGCAGGCGGCAACAAACAGAACCAGCUGUCCCCUCUGGAUGGAGGAAAGUCUCUCAUGUCCAGCUCGGAGGACGAGUUUUCUCCACCUCCGAGCCCCGACCAGAACUCUGCGCUUUUGCUCCAGGGCAGCAUGAGCCACCCCGGGGCCUCCGCCUACCCCAUGUCCGGGCUGGGGGGCCCUCAGCCGGGGCACGGCAUGCACGGACACCCACACCAACUGCAGGACUCCUUGUUGGGACCUCUAACCUCCAGUCUUGUGGAUUUGGGCUCUUAAAGAGCCUUCCAGAUUAUUAUAUUUUACCAAAGCAGAAAAACAACAACAUCAACAACAAAAAGGACUGAUACGUGUAUCAGAUUGAAAACAUGUACGACAUAACAUUAUAGUAGCUAUCUUAUAAUAUAGACUGACUUGUCUGUCGUUAAAUUUGGUUAGAACAAAAUUCCCGAAUGCGCUUAAUCCAUAUCCCCCUCAACGGUGCGUUUUUCCGAGCUCCUGCUUAAAAACACAAAAACAGGAUUACUUUGAAACUCUUACCUGGAUGAAACACUUAACCGGACUGCCCACUUGUUUAAUUUAUGAUAUUUUGUUAAGAUACCAAAACAAUUAUAGCAACGUCCUGCGAUGGAAACUAAAAGGUAACGUUUUCCUUAGAGUCAUGGUAAUUAGUUUCCAAUAAAACAAAAGUAGUGCAUUUGUCUCUGUGUUAUUUGUGUAUUUAUAGAAAAUGGACUAAACAUGUGCUAAUCUAAUGAAUCAGAGGAUAAACACUAUUUUGUUUUCAAUAACUCUUGAAAUAAAAGUUGUUUUUUUAAAUCAGCAUUAUGUGCUGAUG